Molecule: messenger RNA, 4082 nt
Organism: Exophiala xenobiotica
Lineage: Eukaryota; Fungi; Ascomycota; Eurotiomycetes; Chaetothyriales; Herpotrichiellaceae
Exons: 1
Coding region: 128-3880 (1250 amino acids)
Cellular component (GO): nuclear pore
Molecular function (GO): structural constituent of nuclear pore
Source: RefSeq, a predicted model, not a curated record
CAACUUUUUACACGGCGCAGUUCACAUUGAAGACUACCAGACCUCCGCCAACAUGUUACUUCCUACUGCACAAUUGUGGACCUGAGCGAUCCUUCGACCAAAUGCGUCUCGAUCAGCAGUCGCAGCCAUGCUCAAUCUCUACACCGAGACCGCUUUCGAGGUGACGCCUGCGACCCGAGCUUCCACCAUAGACCUCCAAAUCCCUGGAAAGAAGGGCUUCUACGACAAGUCCAAAUCCUCAUCCAACCGUCUGGCCAACACGAAGGCCUUCACGAAAGACGAGCAGUCCUUUUCCGCGCACCAUCUUGCCUCUCAAAGCUCGAUUUACUUCCGGCAAUCCAAGUCUUACCCGAGAACCUUCCAUUGGAGUGUUGUCAACAAUGGCAGAACUCUCCAAAUCCAGUGCGCGGAUUUGGCGCGGAGUGAAGGCGACCUGAAAGAAGCAUAUUACACGUUGAAGUGCAACUUCCAAGACGAGAUUCGCCCUCGGGGCGUCACAUUUGCGGAUCUCGAGACUGGCGACGAUAUCCAUGCCUUCAUCUGCACAAACAAGAAUGAAUUGUUCAAUCUCCGACUGCCCACCAGUGCCUUUCGCGACCCAGCCGUUCUGCGAGCGGAAGACAUUAAUCAGUGGUGCAAGCCACUUGACUGUUCUUCCCUAGACCUCAACACUGUCCACCACGUUUGGGCCAAUAGUCCUCUCGAAGUCUUCCUAUCCUUCACAAGCGGUAGAGUCCAGAGAUCUACGAGGCGGUCGAUAGAUGGGCACUGGAAACAUGACAUCUACGAUGACAAGAGCUGGGGUGCGUCAAUACGCGGUAUUGUCAGCCGUCGGGGUCUCCAAACAAUUGAAUACGGUUCGACGUCACUGGAUCCAAGAACAGCUCACGCCAUGGUGACCUCUCCCGACGGCAAAUUUUUGUUCACUGUAUGUCUGAACCACAGUUUAAGAGUCUGGAAUCUGUUGGACGGCAGAGUUGUUGCGACAAGAGACUUGCUCGAUGCAGUCCGAGACCCAAAUGACCGGACGCACCUCAAUCCAGCCGAGGACGCAUCCAUUCAGAUUUUUAAGCUACCCCUUCAGCGAUAUCCCGUGGUGUUGACAUACACUCCUCAAGACGGUGGUCAGUUCAAGUUCUGGGACCUCAAGGGUGGUUCAACGGAAGCACUUGUUGUCGAGGACAAGUAUCCUGGCCAGCGAUUAAGUGCUCCCGAUCCAGACCCCUCAGGAAAUACCAUUUGGACAAUGAUCGGCUUCAAGUUGGAUCCUGGCACAGACUACAAACCUGCUCAAUUAUGGGUGUUGUGGCGAAAUCACAAUUACCAUCAACUCUACCACUGCAGUUUCGAGUUUGCAAGCCUCGUCAAAUCGUGGAAGACGAACUGGGUCAAAUGCGCAGCAACUUCCUCCUCGAAGAAUCUGGCACCUGACCUAGUCAGAUCCGACUCCGAGGAUCCUGCAUCCAAAUGGUUGGAUUACCUGUUUUACCCAGGGAGAUACACUGAAGCAGGUCUUGAGACCGCGCUGUCCGUGUUCGAAGAGGCAACAGCCGUGAAGUUAGGUGUCUCGCAGAGAGCAGGCUCAUUACGACAACGAAUGUGCCACAUUGUCGCGGCAACAAUAUCUCUACGAAAAUAUGGAGACUCCGAUCUGGACUUUGAGCGUUUCAUUGCGGACACAGACUCGCAAUGGCGCAAUUUGUAUCGCAUUGCGGAAAACAUCAACGAGAGCCGGAAUGCUCCUUUAGCAUUGGCUUACGACGCAUUCAGCGAUAUGGCGUGGAUUACAAUGACGGGCAAAUGUUGUGCUGUGAGAGAAUGCAGCAAAAUCGAACUGCUCCAGCAGAAUGAACUCGAGGACAUUCCAGACCUGGAAGAAGUUGCUGGGCAAACCUGGCUUCAUCGUAAAGUCAAUGCUGAUGAUGGAGAGCCGUUUACGAAUCUCGCGACCUUGAUUUCUGCUGCCUCGACUUUCAGGCAAUCAUUCACUGCCGACCUGGCCAAUGACUUGGCGGUCGCUAUCGAGGAAGAUAUGUCUAUUGGCGACGAGUUGGUCACUCCUACUAGAAUAUUCGAGAUCUACGACACCACCGGCUUCAGCGAAGCGAUCUCGAACGAGGUCUUCGAACGACUUGAAGCGGACCUUGACCCGGUGGGAGGAAUGCCUUCUUUGAACAACGAACUCUUUUUAGGUAUUCUCGAGCUGCUGGCCGCCAAAACCAAAAAGACAAAGAGCGCAUUGAGGAAUACACUGUUUGCAAACCUCUUGUUCUCGACAGGAAUGCUCGACUAUAUGUCAUGCCAACGUCAAUUGCUUAUGGAUCUCCUCGUAUUGGCCAUCUUUGUCGAGGGUGAGCUGAAUCAAGAAGAGGUCAAAAUGACUUCGUUUGAUGCGCCAGAAUUGUAUCACCAAAUCAUUCCCUUACUCAAAUUAUGCAACCGCAAUUUAUGGCUGGCAACGCGCUUUCGACACGUUCCCCUGGAAAUACUUGGUGCAGACGGACAGCCCAAUGCGGCUCGUCGACCAUCCACGUCUGGCUCGGAGCACGAAAGACUGGUCAGCAUUCUCGAGGAUACGCUGAGCAAAGCAGUCCGACCGCAGCCGGCCGUCGAAAAGCCCCUCCUCUACUUGAUCACGGAGCAGCUUGCCGAGAUUGAUGAUUGGGCAUCCGGCAAAGACACGAUCGAGAACGACGAUGGCGCUGUGUACCUUCUGUGCGAUCUGCUGAAACAGGGCCAAUUUGACCUAGCAACUGACUUUUUGAAGUUUCAACCCUCAACCCCCUGGUCGAGUUAUGUCAAGGGACGUCUGGCGCUUGUGAAAGGAGAGCACCAGAUGGCAACAAUGUAUUUCAAGAAGGCUUCGUACGGACUUGCAUGCGGCAAAGCAGUUGGAAAUCUCGUGGCUCUUUCGGCAGGAUUACUGUCGAUGAUCGAGGCCGAAUAUUUCAAUAGUGGACUGCCACUAUAUUUGCAUCACAUCUCAACUCUGUUCGAAUCAGCUCAUGCUUACAACGAGUCUGCAAGAUUUGCUCACUUGACCCUGCAAGCAUUGCAAUCGGACCAGAAAGAGCCUUUGCCAAAUUUCAGGACCGAAGUCCUGUCUCGACUCUUCAACGCAGAACUGAAGUCGUCACGAUUCAAUCUUGCAUACGACACUUUGGUACAGCUGCCCGAUUCAGCGUUACAGAGAUCUUCUGUUACAUCACUCGUCAAUGCCAUACUAAAUCCUCAGUCAUCAAACUGUGACGGCAAAAGCGCACUGAAGACUUUGCAGUCUUUGCCAUGGGCCAUGUAUCCGCACCUUGCUCGUCACCUGGAUCAGCAUCUGGUGUCGUUGGCGAAGAAGCAGACCUCAGCCAGCAUGACCUCCUCGGGUUGGCUUGCUGCUGAUGGCGGCUUCGAUUAUCUCGGAAUCAUGUAUGCGAUGCGUGUCGCCCAGAAAAAUUAUCGUGGUGCGGUGACGGUCUUGUACGAUCGUCUGAGACUGGUACGUCGAUCCGGGGGAGCAAGAUACGACCCUCAGGCGACUGCUUUGCGUCAUGUGCUCCUCUCCUUGAUCAACAUGAUGGCUUGCGUGGCCCCGGAAGAAGCGUAUAUCUUGGCCGAUGCAGAAACGGACAAUAAGGGGCUGUCGAAUCAGCAGAAUGGAGACAAUGCAGAAGAAGACGGCGUCGGCUCGAAGAAGAGACGGCGCAUCAUCAUCACCCUGGAAGAUUUGCGAAAGGAGUAUCAACAGAUCUUAGACAAGUGCAGCAGAAUUGAACGCGGAGAUUUCGAUUUUGAAGUCGACGGAGAGACUGACGAUGAUGGGGAGGGACUGGCCGAUCGUUCUCGGCUGAAUCUAUCUUCGCAUACUGGAGACGCUAUGGAACUUUGAGGGAUCAAAGACCUCGUCGCUUGACUGCGCUAGGUGACUGAUGACUCGAAGUGCAACAAAAGGCAUGGAUUGUACGAUAGCUUGUCUUGCUCAAACUAGCGAAGGAGUUUUCGGCCGGCGAAAAGCUGCUCGGAGGAAGCAACGUUACAUCAGUACAUCAAUCACAUCAAAUUGAAAGUGCAAAUACUCGGUAGUGCAGUCG